Eruca vesicaria subsp. sativa (arugula) is the source of this 666-nucleotide messenger RNA. The record is from the annotation of a GenBank genome assembly. NCBI's taxonomy places the organism in Eukaryota, Viridiplantae, Streptophyta, Magnoliopsida, Brassicales, Brassicaceae.
AAAAAAAGUAUGAAGAUCUCUUCUCAAACCCUACUAUUCGUGAUUCUAGCACUUGUCCUAGCUUUUGCAGUUCCUCUGAAAGCUCAAGAUAGGCCACAAGACUACCUCGAUGUGCACAACCGUGCUCGUGCCGCUGUUGGUGUGGCUCCGAUAAGAUGGCAUCCAGCUGUGGCGGAAUACGCUAGACAAUAUGCUCUGCGAAGGCGAGGAGACUGUCGUCUCACUCACUCAGACGGGCGUUACGGAGAAAACUUGGCAGGAAGCAGCCGUGAUCUGUCGGGAGCUGAAGCAGUGAGGUUGUGGGUCAAUGAGAGAGCAGACUACUUGUACCGUUCCAACACUUGUCGUUCCGGAAAAGCAUGUGGUCACUAUACUCAAGUUGUGUGGAGAAACUCGGUGUGGGUUGGAUGUGCCAAAGUCAGGUGUAACAGUGGUGGAACUUUCAUCAUUUGCAGCUAUGAUCCUCCUGGUAAUGUUAGGGGUCGUUGGCCUUACUAAGAAUAUAUAUAUGUACGCAGAUGAAUAAAACAUGUCCAUAGAGGACGUACGUGUGUGUUUUUUUUACUUUUCAAUAAAUGAUUACCAUCUACCAGGAUAUGGUGAUUCCUUGUGUUCGUGUGUUUAUGGUUUGUAUAAUACUUUGUGAUUGAAUAAUACAUUUAUAAA